AUGUCUUCCACAGCGAGAAAUAUUUCUGGUGGAAACCGAAAGUCGAGUAGGCUGCAGCGGCGGGCUCCACCGCCUCUAAAGAUAAACCCUUCCGAAGCAAAUUGGAAAGUAGCUAUUCCUCUUCUAUCACCUACGGAGUCGCCGCCGCAGAAGCCACCAACGGUAAUGAAGAGGGAGGAGCAACGGUGGGGAAAAGAGGUGGAGAAGGCGCCGGUUUUCAAGAAGUGGCAGCACCCGGCGGCUCCGUUUUACUACCAGCCAGCACCGUCGUCGAAUCAGCCGUUUGCAUGGCCAAAUUAA
Molecule: messenger RNA, 300 nt
Organism: Thlaspi arvense
Lineage: Eukaryota; Viridiplantae; Streptophyta; Magnoliopsida; Brassicales; Brassicaceae
Source: the annotation of a GenBank genome assembly